Messenger RNA from Vanderwaltozyma polyspora DSM 70294, 3801 nucleotides. It is a transcript of the gene UBP2, whose product is annotated as ubiquitin-specific protease UBP2. Gene Ontology annotation, biological process: regulation of proteasomal protein catabolic process; proteasome-mediated ubiquitin-dependent protein catabolic process; protein deubiquitination. Gene Ontology annotation, molecular function: cysteine-type deubiquitinase activity; proteasome binding. The coding region runs from base 1 to 3801 and encodes 1266 amino acids. The transcript has a single exon. NCBI's taxonomy places the organism in Eukaryota, Fungi, Ascomycota, Saccharomycetes, Saccharomycetales, Saccharomycetaceae. The record is from RefSeq and is a predicted model, not a curated record.
AUGUUGGAGAAAGAAGAUUUGAGAGUUACUUAUUCAGAAAUUGGUGAACAGCCUGAAAAUUCUAAUGCUGUAGAUCUCGAAAAUGAUUCAGAGGUCAAUUCGUCGAGUAUGGAUCUGGAUUCGUGCGGCGAUGCUACUUCUGUCUCGUGGAAAGAUGAUGGGAAACAACUGUUAUAUCCAGAUGCACGUGAUCUGACACCGUUUAAAACCUCUGAAAGAUUAUUAGAUGAAAUUAUGUGUUCUGUUCCUUAUAUUUUACUUUCUGAAAAGGAUGAAUCCUUUAAUGAGUUUUCAAAUGGUUUGUUGAAGAAACAAUUGUUGAGUUACUCGAAAAGUAGACAUAACGUUCAACCAUUUUCAGUGGGGACCAUUGUAGAUCAAAUCAUAUUGCAGACGAAAUUCGAAUAUAAAUCAACUACUUGCCCGGAAUUUAAUAAUAUAUAUGUUCGUUUGGGGGUUCUUAUAGAUACUAACCAUCAGCCACUUUCUACUUUUGAUGAUGUCGCCGAUUUGAAAAUUUACCAUUUGAAAAUUACAGUAAAAGUUCGUUCUUUUCUAGAAAGAACUAAAAGGCAUGUGGGGGUUCCUAGAUACCACCUGCUCGAUUCAUUGCAUCCAUUUGAUCAACAAGAUUUAUUAAAUUUCGAUCCAAAGGAUCCAAAAUUGGUGGAUCAUGCUAUAUAUGUUUCUGAUGAUACAAAUAAGUUGGUCCUUUUAGAAAUCUUCAGACCAGAAUUUGAUUCAGAAGAAGAAAGAAAUAGUUUAACCAUGGGUGCCAUCAAAGAACGUCAUAUAAAAGCUUCAAAAAAAUAUGAUACCUUGGAUAAAGAUGAGAUACCUACUCAAAUUGACUGCAUUAAUACAAUGUUCAAAAUCUUUAAGGGUCCAUUGACAAGAAAAAGUAAUGAUGAGCCGGUUAAAACAUUGAGUUCAGAUAACGUUGUUCUUAAUUCGCAGAUGAAUCCAAAGUGGUUGGUGACUAAAUAUGGUUUUCAAGAGCUUAUAGAAACUGAAGAGGAAACUGAAGAACAACUUAUUGAUUAUUUACCCCCAAAUUUGGUGGAUUUUGAAACUGAUCAAGAUGUAAGAAAAAGCAGAGAAGCAGUUACAAGAAAGUGUUUGGAAUUAAUCUGGUUAGGUAAAAUUUCAAUAAGUUUAAUGACACCAGAACAAAAGGAAUCAGCGUCUAAAUCUUUGAGAACAUUUAAUCUACUUCAAACAUCAUUUUCAACAUUAUUCUGGUCGCAAAUAUUAGAUGAAAAUAAAAAUAUUGCAACAAUGAAGGAAAAUCCCCAAAUGAAUCUGGAUUAUCAUUUAAUAGAUCUUUCUGCAUCUUAUCACUAUACGGAUAGGGAUAUCAUCCAAAACUAUGAACUUCAAUGUAAAUUAGACCCAGCUAAUAUUGGCAUUUAUUUUGACUCCCUUCAUUUCAUCGCUAAUAACAGAGGUUCAUAUACCCUGAUAGGCUAUUGUGACAAACAGGAUAUUGUUGGACAAGAAGCUUUGGAACAAGCAUUAAAAACAUUUAGUUUAGAUCCAGAUACCAUAGAUCUCUCAGAUACCAAUGACGCGAUAUUUAUGACUAUUUAUAAGAAUGAGGUAAAGUUGCACGGGAAUGAUCCUACAAGAUUGACGAAUCUGAGAAACGCAUUGAGGAUUUUAGCAAAACAUAAGAACUCUUCAAGACUGAAGUUUUAUGUUGAUUAUGAGCCAUAUAGCUCAAUUCAACGAGCAUUUAAUAUACUUGAAGUUGAUGAGUCUGUUGACGAUGAUAUCAUCCAAACUGCAUAUUCCAUUAAAGUCAAUGAUACACCAGGUCUUAAGAUUGAUUGUGAUAGAGCUUUAUACACAGUUGCAGUUUCAAAAAGAAGUAUGAUAUUGAUAAAUUUUCUCUUCCAGGAAUGUCCCCCUUUCCAAGAUUUUUAUGGACCAGAUCAAUAUACCUAUAGUGAAGCAUUGCAAAAACUGCAAGUGAAUGAAAACGCAGCCGAUGAUACUAUAUUAGAAAUAUUCCAAAGAAGGUGGACAUCAGAUUCCGUUAUAGAUGCGGAUGAAAUUUUGAGCUUAAAAUCGGUAUUAACGAAAAUUGCAUUUGAGAGGAAUUCAAAAUUGAUAUCCAGUUAUUUAGAAACAGGUGUUGUAAAUCCUGGGUGUCUUCCAGCUGAUAAUUGGCCUGCAGGUUUAAAUAAUAUUGGUAAUACAUGUUACCUAAACUCAUUACUUCAGUAUUAUUUUUGUAUUUCACCAUUAAGGAACUAUGUAGCUGAUUAUCAAAAAACACUUGAAGCUGUUGAAAACUGUCUUGAAGACGGUUGGGAUAAAAGGAGAAUUGGUGGAAGAGAAAUCAAUAAAGUAGAAGUUGAGAGAUCAGUACAGUUCGUAUAUCAAUUACGUGAUUUGUUUAACGAAAUGAUACAUUCAUCAUCAAGAUGCGUUACUCCUACCAAGGAAUUGGCAUACCUAGCGUUUGCUCCUAGUAACGUAGAGGUUGAGUUUGACCAACCAAAUGAAUUGCAAUCAGGCAAUGGUGAAGAUGUAGAUGGAGAUAUAGUAUUUAUUGAUGAAGAUAUCAGUGAACCUAAAGGUAAAUCACUUGUUCUGGAUGAAGAAAAUUCUAAAGUUGAAAACUCGCCAGAAAAUCAAUUGAUUGAAAUUGAUGAUAGUAGUGACAGCUCCGGACAUAAAAAAGUAGAAGAAAUCAGUCAAAACCCAUGUUUCGGAAAGUCAACUGAUACAUCAACUCGUGUUGCAAAGAUUAGUUUUGACCAGUUGGAGAAUGCACUGGAGCUGGGACGUCAACAAGAUGUGACUGAAUGCAUUGGUAAUGUGUUAUUCCAAUUAGAGAGUGCCUCUAAUCCUAUUAGUUUAGAAGAAGAUGACGAGCAAUAUGAUUUGAUCAAGAAAUUAUUUUAUGGUAAAACAAAACAAAGUAUUAUUCCCUUGAAGAAUAAUAACGAGAUUCGUAACAAGAUUGAACGUUUUGUUUCAUUAUUAGUUAAUGUUAGUGAUCAUCCAAAGGACGUAUAUGAUGCUUUAGAUCUUUAUUUCAGCGAUGAAUACUUAACGAUGGAUGAAUAUGGCGAAGUCAAAAAGUCACUUGCAGUAACUGAAUUUCCUACAAUUUUACAGAUCCAAAUACAGAGAGUUUAUUACGAUAGAGAGAGAUUUAUGCCAUUCAAAUCGAUUGAACCAUUACCCUUUUCUGAAACUAUUUAUAUGGAUAGGUAUACUGAAACAACAGAUGCAGAUUUGCUUAAAAAGAAGGAUGAAACAUUCGAAUUAAAGAAACAGCUAUCUGAGAUGAGAAAGAGGCAAAAAGAGUUGCUAAGUAGAAAUGAAUUAGGUUUGUCAAGAAAAGAAGCAUUUAUGGAAACUAGAAAGUUCUUAAGCUCGGAUGCACUAGAAAAACAAGGAAUUGAAACUGAAAAUAAGCAGAUGCUAAUUGAUAGGUUAACUGGAGCGUUGAAAGAUAUAGAUGAUGAAUUGACAAAACUUUAUAAUGAUAUUGUAAAUAUUGAAGCUAAGAUUGAUAGGCAAUUUGAUAAGUUUCAAAACAUCGGCUAUUCAUUAUUUGCAGUUUUCAUUCAUAGAGGUGAAGCAAGUUAUGGUCAUUAUUGGGUUUACAUCAAAGACUUCACAAAGAAUGGUAUUUGGAGAAAGUACAAUGAUGAAACCAUAACAGAAGUUCCAGAAGCAGAAGUAUUUAAUUUUACAGAAGGUAAUACUGCUACUCCCUAUUUCUUGGUAUACGUGAAACAAGAAAAUUUAAAUGAAAUUGAACCAUUAAAGAGAAUCGUCUAA